AUGGCGAUAUUUUCUUUCCUGACGUGGCCGCUGGCUCUCAUGGGCCUGAUAGUCGUCGGUUUCCGAACGAUGAUGAACGACGUGGAUGAUCCCAUCGGGCACAGAAUGCUUGGCCCACGAACCAUUACCCCGGUUUAUGACUUCAUCAUCGUCGGCGGCGGAACUUCGGGAGCCGUGUUGGCGAAUCGCCUAACGGAGGACCCGGACACGAGGGUUUUAUUGCUGGAGGCUGGAUCCGACGGGUCCUACCUGUCUGAAGUCCCCGCAUUCCCGUUCUUGCUCUGGAACACCGAGAUGGACUGGCAUUACUUCUCCGAGCCACAGUCUGACAGCUGCCUCGCUUUCCAGGGAUCGAGAUGCGUCUGGUUCCGCGGGAAGAUGCUCGGUGGGUCGUCGGCCCUGAAUGGCGGAGUUUACGCCAGGGGCAACCCUAAAGACUACGACAACUGGGAGCGCCUGGGUAAUUCCGGCUGGAGCUGGCAAGACGUGUUCCCGCUGUUCCGGAAGUCCGAAGACUUCAAGAAGCGUGACAACCGCGGCGGGAUAGCACUCACUAGCGCCGAGAUGAAAGGCUUCUUUACGUAA
Notodromas monacha is the source of this 585-nucleotide messenger RNA. Lineage: Eukaryota; Metazoa; Arthropoda; Ostracoda; Podocopida; Cyprididae. The record is from the annotation of a GenBank genome assembly.